GUGGCAGGUAACAAAUGUAAUCGAUGCAUUGUUGUGUAUUCCUUGGAAUGCGACAACUCGAUCCCAGUAAUGCAUUGCAUUGCAAAUUUUGGCUGAGGCAACAUGGAUGCAAAGAUCUUAUCAUAAGCUAACAAUUUAUAAUGCAAACAUUUUUUCACAGAUCUGCCAAGAAGAAGAAUUUUUACAACUUUCGCGCUAUUCAGUUAGUAGCACUGAUAAAACGCGAUGAAUUAAAUGUUAAAGAGCGUGAAGUAAGGGAUUCAUUGUUUUGUGGUGUAAAAGAAAGAAGUAUGUUUCAGCCAUCUUCUACAGUCACCUCCAUUUACAUAGUUGAAUAUGUCCUCAGACUUCCAGAAGACUUCAGGCUUGAUGAACUCAUGAUGUUCUUGAUGCGUAGCCAUCAUAUGCUGACUGAUGUUAUCUUGGAGGUUGGAGCAGAGCUUUUCCAUGCACACAAAGUGGUACUUGCUGCAGCAUCCCCUUAUUUCAAGGCGAUGUUUACUGCUGGAUUGAAAGAAUGUGAGAUGUCCCGAGUAAAACUUCAGGGCAUCUGUCCUACUGCCAUGGCAAGGUUAAUGUAUUUCAUGUACACUGGCCAAAUUAGAGUUACAGAAGUAACAGUUUGCCAGCUGUUGCCAGCUGCAACAAUGUUUCAGGUAACAAAUGUAAUCGAUGCCUGUUGUGUAUUCUUGGAACGACAACUCGAUCCAAGUAAUGCAAUUGGCAUUGCAAAUUUUGCUGAGCAACAUGGAUGCAAAGAUCUUAAUCAUAAAGCUAACCAAUUUAUAAUGCAACAUUUUUCACAGAUCUGCCAAGAAGAAGAAUUUUUACAACUUUCCGCUAUUCAGUUAGUAGCACUGAUAAAACGCGAUGAAUUAAAUGUUCAAGAGGAGCGUGAAGUGUACAAUGCUGUGCUGAAGUGGGUUCGCUAUGAUGAAGAUAAUCGAUAUCCCAAAAUGCAGCACAUAUUGUAUGCCGUGCGUUGCCAAUAUUUGACACCAUCUUUUCUUCAGAAUCAAAUGAAGCACUGUGAUGUUCUGAAAAAACUUCCUGCAUGUCGAGAAUAUCUAGCAAAAAUUUUUAAGGAUCUGACAUUACAUAAAAGGCCACAUGUCAAAGAAAGAACUCCCAACACUCCUCGUGUUAUUUAUAUAGCCGGUGGCUAUUUAAGGCACUCAUUAGAUGUUUUAGAAGCUUUUAAUGCUGAUGACAAAACAUGGACUACACUAGCUAGAUUAACAGUCCCCAGAUCAGGACUUGGAGGAGCAUUUCUAAAAGGGUUUUUCUAUGCUGUUGGUGGACGCAACAAUUCUCCAGAAAGUAGUUAUGAUUCUGACUGGGUUGAUAGGUAUAACCCAGCCCGUGACCAGUGGCGACCUUGUUCACCAAUGUCAGUGCCACGUAAUCGUGUUGGCGUAGCUGUAAUGGAUGGAUUGUUGUAUGCAGUAGGAGGUGCUGCAGGCUCUGAAUAUCACAACAGUGUAGAGAGGUAUGACCCAGACGAAGACAGGUGGCAAGGAGUCAAAUCAAUGCAUACUCGACGGCUUGGAGUUGGAGUUGCGGUGGUAAACAGGCUUCUCUAUGCAGUUGGUGGUUACGAUGGAUCAUCCCGAUUAAACUCUGUGGAAUGUUAUCAUCCAGAAAAUAAUGCUUGGACAAUGGUUGAACCUAUGACGCUUAAAAGGAGUGGUGCAGGUGUAGCAGCCAUGAACCAGUAUAUUUAUGUUGUUGGAGGAUAUGAUGGACAGCAGCAAUUAAGCUCAGUUGAGCGAUAUGACACAGAAAAAAAUACUUGGCAGAGUGUAGCAGACCUGAAAUUUGCCCGCAGUGCCCUGAGUGUAACUGUUCUAGAUGGAAAAUUGUAUGCAAUGGGUGGUUAUGAUGGGCAGUCCUUUGUUUCAACAGUAGAAGUUUAUGAUCCUGGCAGUGAUGCAUGGGAAGAAGGUCAACCUCUUACUAGUGGUCGUUCAGGACAUGCAUCAGCCGUUUCCUAUCAACCAUGUCUUAUUCACUGUGAACAUCAUGAACAUAUGAUAGAUGGUCCUACGACUCCUGGAGGAAGUUCAAGUCCAUCAUUAGGCAUGGGCAAAAGCCCAUUACCAUCCUGACAUAUGGACAACCCUCCACAAGGGCCAUCAGACAAAACAGACACCUAAGUGCAUGGUUUUUCCAUUAAAGUUAUUUUGUUUUACUAAAAACAGCGCUGUUUAAGAAGAAUCUUCAAAUACUUCAUAAUUUUUACUAAGUGUGGAAACAAUCGCCAGUGAGUUGUUCUUGUUCUUGAGUUGUGCUAUAUUCUUACUCGUGAAGUGUUUCAGAUCAUUUGGACUUUAAUCUUGUAUCAAGAAUAAUGGGUGAAACAUGUUAGAUUAUUAGGUAAAUUAUCUACAGAUCUUCCUUUGCUUUUGCCACUCCCUUGGCUCUCAGGGUUUGAGGAACUCUGUAGUAAUUAGAAUUUCACAAAAAUAUGUAAAUAUUUGUGUAGCAAUUAUUUUUGUACUCUGGAACAUUCCAGAUAAUAAUGAUGUUACAAAUCUCCAAGUUUCAUGCAAUUUUUGCUCUAGUCAAAAAUUCUUGGAGGUAUAAUUUGUAUAUUUUCUUCAGUCUUGAAUCUGUAAGACAGUUGUUAAUAGAAAUACAUGUAUUUAAGUUCGUAAUACGAAAAUAAGUAAUGAGUUUGUUUACUCAGCUUGUUUUAUUCAGCAACAUUUUAAGUGAUUUAGAUUCUGGAAAUUUCCAAAGUAUUAGACAUCAACUGAUUUUCUAGAAGGAAGUUAACUCAUUAGUAUUCAAAAUCCUUGAAACUUGAAAUCUGUAAUACUUGGUUUCAAAUCUUAAUAUUAUUUGAAUUCGAGUAAAAUUCCCCAAGAUUUUCAACUUCCACGGAACAAGAAACACUUUAUUUUAUUGUAGUCUGUCUUCCUCAAAUCAUUAUUUUUUAAUGAAGGAAUGUUUUAUUCAAAAUAAAUGCUCCCAGUUAAAGUUGUUUCAUCUCCUACUAGAAUAUAUCAUUGAAGUUUUCCCGAAAUAUUUAAAAACAAGGCAGGUCAUUUUUAUUCAUAUUAACAGUUUUUUAUUCUUUAAUUGUUGAUGAUAUUAAUGUCACUUAUCUCAUCUCCAAAACCAGGCUAAUAAGGGGGCACACUGUAAUAUUCUUUUUGAAUCACUUGUUAAACAAGACCAAGUAAUGGACUUUGUGUCUUCCAAGAUCUUCUCAGUAGUAACAUGAAAAAUAGAAAAUUGUGUCUCAACUUUAAUUUUCUCUUGAAUUUUAUAAUUCUGAUGUGUUAAAAGUUCCUAAAGGAUUUGGAUAGGAGUAAUUUCUGAAAUAUGUGCUUAAACGUUGACCAUUGAGCGCACUUGUGGAUAAAAUGAUGAAUUUUCAAAGGAUUCACCACAAUCAGGGAAUUGUCUGAUAUUCGGGUAAAUAAGGUAUUUGAAAAUACUACAAAUUUACCAUAUUUUAACAUCAACAUUAAAAUGAGUAAUUGUUGUGUAAUUAAAAGUUAAGGAUGCAAUGAUGAUUCUGAUGUUUUCAAAACAUCGAUGUUUUUAUAAAAAUAUCAAUAUUUUAAUAAUGUUUUGUAAUUCAACUUUUUUUUUUUGGGCAACCUUAUGUAUCAAUCAAUAAAUUUAUGAACCCCUUUUUUAGUUGGCUUAAU
Gryllus bimaculatus (two-spotted cricket) is the source of this 3662-nucleotide messenger RNA. The record is from the annotation of a GenBank genome assembly. Lineage: Eukaryota; Metazoa; Arthropoda; Insecta; Orthoptera; Gryllidae.